GUCUGUUUUGACUUGCGGUUUCUACCAAACACACUCCCAACCAUGAAAUGAGCAAAGCUAAUAUAGAAGUACCAGCUCUAACAGGAAGUACAGCACAUUUCACUACAGCAGCAAAAGAUAUACAUUGAAGUGCCCAAGAUCAACCAACAUGGAUGGAAUUAACAUCGUCACAACUUUUUCGGUGGCAUACGAAGAAGAUUUUCCAGAAAAGUACAACUACACAUAUGAUGACGACACAACAAUAUGUGUUGAGAUUUACCUGCAGACCUUUCAUGCCGUGCUGUACACCUUGAUCUUUCUGCUGGGUGUGGUGGGAAAUGGCCUGAUGAUAACAGUCCUCCUGAGACGUCGCCGCCGCCUGCGCAUCACCGAGAUCUACCUCCUGCACCUCGCCCUGACUGACCUCAUGCUCCUUUUUACAUUUCCUUUCGAUGUAGCUGACAGUGCUAUUGGUUGGGUGUUUGGGGAAUUUCUCUGCAAACUGAAGGGCUUGGUGCAUGAUCUCAACCUGCACUGUGGGAGUCUCCUUCUAGCGUGCAUUGGGUUUGAUAGAUAUUUGGCUGUUGUUCAUGCUAUACCUAGUAUGCAAAUCCGUCGCCCGAGAACAGUCCACCUUACAUGCAUUGCAUUGUGGCUGGUCUGUUUGGGUUUGUCUAUACCUAAUGCUGUGUUUCUUUCUGUGCACGAAGACACCAACUUCUGGCGGUCCUGCGGCUAUUAUCUUUAUGGUAUUGAUGCAAACAACUGGGGAUUAGCCCAGAGAGUCUCAUAUCAUGUGUGCUUUUUCCUACCUCUGGCUGUCAUGUGCUACUGUUACACAGCAGUGGUCGUUACUUUGUGCAGUAGUCAGAAAAAACAAGCAAAGCAAGGGGCAAUUCGACUGGCUUCACUUGUCACUCUUGUCUUUUUCUUCGGUUGGCUACCAUAUAAUAUCACCUUGCUGAUAAAAACUAUGUUCGACCUAAAGGUUAUCGAUAUGGAAAACUGUGACAAUUAUGUCCUCCUGCAACAAGUCCUUGAUGUGACGAAAGGCCUGGGUCUCUCACACUGUUGCCUGAACCCUUUCUUGUAUGCCUUUGCUGGGGUGCGGUUUCGAAAUGAGCUUCUACAGUUACUUUAUAAAUUGGGCUGCAGCCAUAUUUGCCUACCUUUCAACAGAGCUCAGGGUCACGGUCGACCAUCCAUUUCUGAUGCAGCCACAAGCACAAGCACCAUCCACAUCUAAUACAAUGCUAUACAAUGUCAGCUGUAAAUAAAAUGCUUCUGUUCUAC
Messenger RNA from Centropristis striata (black sea bass), 1272 nucleotides. Its product is annotated as C-X-C chemokine receptor type 5. Gene Ontology annotation, molecular function: G protein-coupled receptor activity. Lineage: Eukaryota; Metazoa; Chordata; Actinopteri; Perciformes; Serranidae. The transcript has 2 exons. Gene Ontology annotation, cellular component: membrane. The coding region runs from base 149 to 1225 and encodes 358 amino acids. Gene Ontology annotation, biological process: G protein-coupled receptor signaling pathway; immune response. The record is from RefSeq and is a predicted model, not a curated record.